CCGUUAUCUUACGGGCCUGGCCCGGAACGUUGUCCACUUUCUCGAAAACCCACUCUUCUCACCCUCAACUUUCUUCAACAUCCACUCUCUCUUCACUUUAAUUCUCUCCCAUUCCAGUUCCAAUGGCACCACCAAUAACGGACUCGGAACCAGAAUCCGAAGCGCUGCGCCUCAAGGCCAUGGCGGAGUCCAAGUUCAAAGCCUCCAACAACGCCAAAUCCGCUCUCAAAUACGCGAAGCGUGCGCAGCGUCUGUGCCCGCACCUCGAUGGCGUGUCGGAGGCCGUCACUUCGCUCACUGUCCUCGCCGCGUCGGACUGGUAUAGUGCGCUCGGUGCUGAGCCCUUUGCAAACAGCAGCGUCAUUCGGAGACAGUACAAGAAGCUCGCACUGCUCCUCCAUCCCGACACGAACCCCAACGUGGCGUCCGAGGAGGCCUUCAAGCUCGUCGGCGAGGCCUUCCACCUUCUUUCCGACCGGAGUCGCCGCCGAGAGUACGAUGCCGAGCUCCGACAGAAGAUCAAGGCGGAGAGCGAGACGUUCUGGACCGCCUGCUCCACUUGCAGGCUCCUUCACCAGUUUCAGAGAAAGUAUAUGGGUCAAGAAUUGGUGUGCCCGAGUUGUGAGAAGAGUUUUACGGCUGUGGAAACGGUUCAGAGUGAUGGGGAUGGUGAUGGGGAAGGUAGGGUUAGGAGUAUGAGGUUGAAGUUGAAAGAGAUAAAUAAGAAGAAGGAGAAAAUUGGUGUGAGAGGGAAAGUGGAUAAUGAAGUGGGGGAUGAGAAGGAAGGGAAAUUGAGGAAGAGAAUGCGUUCAGUUGGGGAGGUGUUGGAGAGGUCCAAACCUAUUAAAAGGGUUAAAAAUGGGGAGGAAAUGAUGACAUUAGCUGAAUUUCAGACUGAGGUGAGGAGAAAGUUGCAGGAAAAAAAGUUGAAGGAAAAAGAAAAGGAAAAGGAGGAUGAUAGAAUUGAGAAGAGGAGCAAUCGGGUGGAGAGGCGGCGGGCAUUGAAAAACUCUGAAGGUUUAGAGGUUGGAGAGGGGAGGGCUUUGAGGAAGAGUGUGAGGCUUGGGAUUGAGGAGAAUCUUGUGGGUUUAUCGAAGAGAAAGGGAUUGAGAUCUGCGAGGCAUAAGGAUUCUGAUAAAGGGGGGUUGGAAAACAUGGCGGUGGUGGAUUCAGAUUUUUAUGAUUUUGACAAAGAUAGAGUGGAGAAGAGUUUUAAGAAAGGUCAAGUGUGGGCAGUCUAUGACGAUGAUGAUGGAAUGCCGAGGAAUUAUGCCCUGAUUGAUGAAACUCUUUCACUGAAUCCUUUUGAAGUGAGAUUAAGUUGGUUGGAUGUACAGAUCAGUGGGGAUGGGAGGAUAGUUAGUAGGGAGAAAAUGGGGUUUCAUACACCUUGUGGGAGAUUUAAGGUUGCCAGGAAGACUUCGGUGAAUUCGGUAAAUAUAUUUUCCCAUGUUGUGGAUUGUGACCGGGCAGCACGUGAACUUUACAAAAUUUACCCCAAGAAAGGCUCAGUAUGGGCGCUGCAUGGCGAGGGAAGUAUUGAUGCAGAGGACCGCAAGAGAUGCUAUGACAUUGUUGUAUGUCUGACAAGUUACAAUGAGGCAAAUGGUCUGAGCAUGGCGUAUCUUGAGAAGGUUGAUGGUUACAAGACAGUAUUUAGGCGGCAAAAGAAGGGGAGUAGUGCUAUUAUAUUUCUUGGGAAGGAUGACAUGUGCUUAGUUUCUCAUCAAAUUCCAGCACGGAAGCUUAUUUGUGAUGAAACCCCUGAACUGUUGAAAGACUGUUGGGAACUUGAUCCCGCAUCACUUCCUUCAAAUUUACUUACUAUUGGCGGCAUUGCUAAUUGAGGUUCCUUAUGUUUCUUUGCUUCAUGUUGUGGUAUUUCGAAGGGAGCACUUUCGUGGUUUUUUUCCUCUACAUAGUGGCUAGCAGAUCAGAACAAGAAAAAUAGAAUAAAAUUGCAGUUUGCUCAUAUAUAAAUACUUUUAGAACAGUUGGUGUUUUAUCACUUGGUGGAUCUUUUGUAUAAAGAUUGAUCUAAUGGUUGACCAAUUUUAGGAAAGGAAUGCAUUAUAUUUUAGAUUAUGCAGUGGAGGUGUAUUUUCUCUUUCAAUCGAGGUUAUUUUAAAUUUUUUCUUCUAUUUGUUA
Molecule: messenger RNA, 2148 nt
Organism: Vigna angularis (adzuki bean)
Lineage: Eukaryota; Viridiplantae; Streptophyta; Magnoliopsida; Fabales; Fabaceae
Exons: 2
Coding region: 123-1847 (574 amino acids)
Source: RefSeq, a predicted model, not a curated record